Molecule: messenger RNA, 936 nt
Organism: Vicia villosa (hairy vetch)
Lineage: Eukaryota; Viridiplantae; Streptophyta; Magnoliopsida; Fabales; Fabaceae
Exons: 3
Coding region: 1-936 (311 amino acids)
Biological process (GO): positive regulation of cytoplasmic translation
Cellular component (GO): cytoplasm
Molecular function (GO): zinc ion binding; translation regulator activity; mRNA binding
Source: RefSeq, a predicted model, not a curated record
AUGGACUGUACUCCAGAUCAGAAGGACGUCCGUGGAAAGAAGGAAAUCGAAUUCCUUGAGUUGAGGCAGGGGAAUAAGUCGGUUGUGGAGUAUGCUGCUAAGUUUGGUGAGUUGGCUAAGUUCUACCAACAUUAUGAUGGACCAACUGGUGAAUUUUCGAAGUGCAUCAAGUUUGAGAAUGGAUUGCACCCAGAAAGUAAGAAGGUGAUUAGUUACCAUAAGAUUCAUGUCUUUGCUGAUUUGGUUGAUAGUUGUCAGAUUUAUGAGGAAGACAACAAUGCUCAUUAUCAGGUUAUUAGUGAGAAGCGAGGCAAGAGUCAACAAGGUCGUGGCAAGCCUUAUGAUGGUCCAGCUGGUAAGGGGAAGCAAAAAGCUACUGAGGGAAAUAGAACUAGUGGGGGAAAUUCUCCUGCUGGUAUUGUGUGCUUCAAGUGUGGCAAGGCUGGUCACAAGAGCAUUGUGUGUACUGCUGGUACUAAGAGAUGUUUUUGUUGUGGUAAGAUUGGACAUGAAGUGCCUGAAUGCAAGCAUAAGGAGAUGGUCUGUUUCAACUGUGGUGAAGAGGGACAUAAUGGAAGCAAGUGUCAGGAGCCCAAGAAGGAGCAAGCUAGUGGAAAGGUGUUUGCCUUGUCGGGAACUCAGACCCCUGGUGAGGAUGCAUUCAUCAUAGAGAUGGUUGUCGAUACUCCGACUAAGGAAUUGGUGACUACUUCUCUUGUGUGUUUAAAGCGUCUCAUAUCGAUUUUCGAUAGAGACUUUGUUGUUGAUUUUAUUUGCUUGCCAUUGAGAGGUUUGGAUGUAAUCUUAGGUAUGAAUUGGUUAGAGUAUAACCAUGUUCAUAUUAAUUGUUAUGACAAGUCUGUGAGGUUUUCUACUCCUGAAGAGGAAGGUGUUGAGUUGUUGUCGGCUAGACAGUUGCGCAUGUUGAUGAAAUAA